Messenger RNA from Coccomyxa subellipsoidea C-169, 3504 nucleotides. RefSeq names its product cation-transporting ATPase. Bases 1 to 3504 code for a protein of 1167 amino acids. The record is from RefSeq and is a predicted model, not a curated record. Gene Ontology annotation, cellular component: endoplasmic reticulum membrane. Gene Ontology annotation, molecular function: P-type ion transporter activity; nucleotide binding. The transcript is spliced from 20 exons. Lineage: Eukaryota; Viridiplantae; Chlorophyta; Trebouxiophyceae; Coccomyxaceae. Gene Ontology annotation, biological process: intracellular calcium ion homeostasis.
AUGAGUAUCUUCGGUGGCCUUGUUGUUGCCCAAGUGCUACUCUGGCUGUUUGGGAUAUGGAUGAUCAAUGUGAAGUGCCUGGUGGAAUAUCAGAGCUGCCCGAGCCCUUACAGAGCCACACAUUGCAAGGUGGCAGCAGCAGAUUUCACAGGCAAGAAGGAGAUUGUCCCGCUGGAUCGAAAGAAGGUGGAGGAUGGUCAGCUCGAAAUCAGCUUCGAAUUCAGGAAGCAGCGAUUCCAUUAUGACGCUGAGAAGAACCUCUUCGAGAAGCUGGCGUAUCCAGUGCAGGAAACUUUUGGGCAGUACCAGAGGAGCUCGGGUUACGGCAAUGAGGUCAAGGCAGCCGCUGCCUUGGACAGAUGGGGGGAGAAUCGCUUCGAGGUGCCCGUGCCGCAGUUUGGCCAGCUGCUGAAAGAGCAGCUCCUGGCGCCAUUCUUUGUCUUCCAAGUCUUCUGCGUCGGCCUAUGGUGCCUGGACGACUACUGGUACUACUCCCUGUUCACGCUGGGCAUGCUGGUCAUGUUUGAGUGCACAGUGGUGGGGCAGCGGCUGCGCAAUCUCAGGGAGCUGCGCUCGCUCACGACGCCAAAGCAGGCGCUGCAGGUGUACAGGCAGGGCAAGUGGGUGCAGCUGCCUGGCGAUGCCCUCCUGCCGGGCGAUGUCAUCUCCAUCGGGAGACCAUCUGGCGGUGUGGGGCAGGAGGAGCGAGUGGUGCCGGCAGAUGCGCUGCUCUUGGCAGGGACAUGCAUUGUGGAGGAGGCCGUGCUGACAGGGGAGUCCACUCCCCAGUGGAAGAACCCCAUUGGCACUGGCUCGACCAACGCAGCAGCUGCCCAAGAGGGCUUGGAUUCCCGCCUGAGCAUCAAGCGCGACAAGAACCACAUGCUGUUCAGCGGCACCAAGAUCCUGCAGCACACCGGGGACAAGAGUGCGCGCAUCCGCACCCCCGACAACGGCUGCCUGGCUGUCGUGCUGCGCACUGGCUUUGAGACCUCCCAAGGUCAGCUGAUGCGGACCAUCCUGUACUCAACGGAGCGAGUCACAGCCAACAACUGGGAAGUGGGCCUCUUCAUCCUCUUCCUGCUCAUCUUUGCUGUUGCCGCUGCCGCCUACGUCCUCUACUAUGGACUGCAGAAUCCCGACCGUGACCGCUUCAAGUUGUUCCUGAACUGCACCAUGAUCAUCACCAGCGUCAUCCCCCCAGAGCUGCCCAUGGAGCUGUCCAUCGCUGUCAACGCAUCUCUGCUGGCGCUUGCACGCAAGGCCGUCUUCUGCACGGAGCCCUUCCGCAUCCCACUCGCCGGCAAGGCAUGCCCCGGCUCCCACCUGCUCUGCUCAUGCGACUCCGUGGCAGUGUGCUGCUUUGACAAGACUGGGACGCUGACGUCGGACAACAUGGUGCUCAAGGGGCUGGUGGGCCUGGCCGGCCGCGCGCGCGAGCUGGUAGCGGACGUGCGCGAGGGCAGCCGCGAGGCCGUGCGUGUGCUGGCCGCCUGUCAGUCCCUCAUCCAGGUCGACGGCGCCCUCGUCGGCGACCCCCUCGAGCGCGCCGCCUUCCAGGCCACCGGCUGGACGUAUGCUGGCGGCAACCUCACAAGCGGCAAGCAGGCAGGCGGCAAGGAGGUCACCACCAUCCUGCACAGAUACCACUUCACCUCGACCCUCAAGCGCAUGACUGUCAUUCACUCUUCGACACCAGCAUACUGGGCCGUGGUGAAAGGAGCUCCAGAGGUGAUCCAGGGCUUCCUGGCAGCGCCGCCAGCUGAGUAUGAGGCCGCUUACAAGGAGUAUGCAGCACAGGGGGGCAGGGUCAUUGCGUUGGCUUACAAGAAGCUGGACGCCAAGCUGAGCCCAGUGGAGAUUGGCAACCUGCCGCGCAGUGAGGUGGAGAGCAACCUGCACUUUGGCGCCUUUGCCAUCUUCCAGUGCCCCCUCAAGGAGGAGAGCGAGCCUGCCCUGCGCAUGCUCAAGGAUGCGAGUCACCAGCUUGUGAUGAUCACCGGCGACGCGCCCCUGACGGCAUGCCAUGUGGCCUCCCAAGUCCAUAUCCUGGACCGGCCUGUGCUCAUGCUUGAUGACGUUGAGGAUGACUCGAGGUUCGAAUGGACCACGCCAGAUGAGGCGCUGAGGCUGCCCUUCCAGAGGUCACGCCAGGACGCCGUAUCACUGGCUGCAAAGUGGGACUUGUGCAUAUCGGGCGACGGCCUGCACCACCUGCACCAGAUCGGCGCCGAAACAGACUACAUCCCCCUCACCCAGGUGUUUGCGCGGGUGUCCCCGGACCAGAAGGAGCUGAUCCUGCGGACGCUGCGGACCGCUGGCUGGACCACGCUGAUGUGCGGGGACGGCACCAACGACGUGGGCGCGCUCAAGACGGCCCACGUGGGAGUGGCGCUGCUGACGCCGCGGCCGCCGGCGGCCAAGCCCAAGGACAACGGCAGCGCCCCCGCGGUGGCCGGCCCCUCCGGCCGCGCGCUGCCGGGCCGCGGCGGCGCCGCCGGGCCUGGCCCCUCAUCGCUCGCCGCUGGCCGUGGCCGCAGGUAUGCAUCAACGCCUCUCACGCGCUCUCAUGCUGAUAUCGGUUUGCAACCGGUGGACGCGCGCAUGCAGAAGAUGGCCGACUGGAUGGACAGCAUGGAGCCUGACGAGGGCAUGGUGCCCAUGGUGAAGCCGGGGGAUGCGAGCAUGGCGUCGCCGUUCACGGCCAAGCUGGCGUCGGUGAUGCCGUGCACGGACAUCAUCCGGCAGGGGCGCUCCACGCUGGUGACCACCAUCCAGAUGUUCAAGAUCCUGGGCCUCAUCUGCCUCUCCACCGCCUACUCCCUCUCCGUCAUGUACCUGCAGGGUGUGAAACUUGGGGACUUCCAGGCGACGGUGAUGGGCAUGCUGAGCGCAAUGCUCUUCUUUGUGAUCUCGCACGCCAAGCCUUUGGACCAGCUGUCGCCACAGCGGCCGCACCCCAACAUCUUCUCCGCCUAUGUCUUCCUCUCGCUGCUCGGCCAAUUCGCCGCGCACAUGGGCUUCCUCAUCUACAUCACUGACGGAGUCAAUUCCUGGUGGGCACAGGACGAGGUGCAGGAGCCCAACGCGGACUUCAAGCCCAACCUGGUCAACACGGUGUGCUUCCUGGUCCAGUUCAUAAUCCAGCUCAUCACCUUUGGCGUCAACUACCAGGGGCCCCCCUUCAACGCCUCCAUCCGCGACACAAAAACGCUGCGCUACACCUUCUGGUGGGGGUCCAUCUUCUGGGCUGUCCUCUCCCUCGACCUCGUCCCCGAGCUCACCCAGCUCGUCUCUCUGGUGAGCGUGCCGCCCAUGCUGGGCUACAAGAUUGUGGGACUGGGGCUGGCUACCUUUGCGGUGACAUUUGCAUGGGACCACGUUCUGCGCGCGGCGUUCCCUGCGCCCUCGCCGCCCCAGAAGGGCUACCUGGCCUUCAAGAAGGAGCUGGCUGUCCUCAAGAAGCAGGAGGCCCGGCAGCAGCGGCGGCCCCAUGCCGGAUGA